UUGAUUCUUGUUCGACGGUCUAUGAUGUUACUGAAGAUCAUUCAUACGAAAUGUCAUGGAAUGGAAAUCAACACUUUAGCGGAUGUAGAGUAACAUUUCACGGUUAUGCUUCGGAUAACUCUCUUGAUGAAUAUAAAAUCUGUAUAAAAGCAACAAUAUGGAAUGUAUAUGAUUCUGGUGUUACUCUGAAAUAUUACAGUGGAAGUAGCGUUCUUUUCACAUACAUUCAAAAGACAUAUACAAAAGGUUAUGGUAAUCCAACAUUUGAAUGGUGUUCAAACCAAGACGAUUACGUUGACGUUGAGCUAGCCACGCUCUUUUCCAGUUCAAACCCAGGACAGAUAACAUUAGAUGUCACAGCUGUGAAGACAUAUACCUAUUACAGUUAUGGAGGAAAAAUUGGCGGCGCUGUUGGUGGAUUCAUUGCCUUUGUUGUUGUAUGUGUUGUCAUUGGAAUUGCUUGCAAAAGACGUUCAUAUGUAAGGACAACAUAUUCAGCUCCAACUCCGGCUACCACUGUUAUAACACAGUCUGGUUCACAACAAAUGGGAGGAUUCGCCAAUCCUGGAUAUCCAACUGGUCCGGCAUCUCCUCCUCCGUAUAACCCUCCAUCAAAUACUGGUUAUCCUGCUCCACAACAGGGCUACUACAAUCAGCCACAGUAUCCACAACAACCGCCUCCAUAUCCAGUAACUUCACCACAAGCUAAUCCAGGCCAAGCUCCGUAUCCAGUAGCAGGACCAACACCAACAAAAUACUAAUUAAUUCUGCCGUUUUAUAUUUUAAUGAUUAAUUAUAUGUUACUUUUAAAAGAAAUGAAAAUAGAUUGAAUUUUGAUGUUGCAUAUAUUGAUUGCUUUGAUAGUACAAUUAACUAGAUACUAUCUGGUCAUUGAACAUUUUUAAAUUUCCAUCCUGAACCAGAUACUUUUAUCAUUUAAUUUUUGUUAUUACAUCGCGAAGACCUUGAGGUCAUUCCGAUGUAUUGCUAUCGCCUAGAUUUCCAUUAUGUAAAUUAGUUUUGGGUUUGUAACCGAUCUAUAAACAUGAUAAAUAUGCGCACAUAAACGAGUGCAAAAUAACAUUCCUUAUCGAUUGAUAUAAAUACAUCUCUUCAAUGAAUACUGAUAAAAAUAUUUUUGUUUACAACAUAAAUUAAUAAUAUGAAAAUGUUUUGUAGUUAGAUAUAUAUAUAUAAGUAAAAAAUCAUUGAUAAUAUCAAUGCACACGUACCGAAAAUUGUGUUAAAGCAUGCGGAAGAAUAUCUCAAAGAACGUUUUGCGACAAUACCGGCAAGGACCGGUAACUCUGUAAUUGUUUUUGCUGGAAAAUAUGAAUGCCUACUCGUAUCCAAUCUUAGAAAAAUCGAAUUUUUACAGAAAAGUGUCCACCAUGCACUUGCAUUGCACUAUUAUUAGAAUAGUAGAAUAGAAUGAUAUACAAAUGGAUGCAAAUCAUAUAUAUAUGUAACUGUUUUAAUAUAAUAUAUAACAACAAAUCACUACAAUAUAAUAAUUAUUACGGUGAAGUUGAAUUUCCUGUCAUUCAUUCAUCAUCCACGCACGAACUUGUCUCAGAAAAAAAUAUAUCUCUGUACAUUAACCUCAGUUUCAGGUAAAGAGAUAUGUUGUUUUUUUCUGAGACAAGUGCUUUUGACCAUCCUCAAGAACUUGUGGUCAUCCGAUGUUCAGUACUUCAGUACUUUG
Molecule: messenger RNA, 1705 nt
Organism: Mytilus californianus (California mussel)
Lineage: Eukaryota; Metazoa; Mollusca; Bivalvia; Mytilida; Mytilidae
Exons: 4
Coding region: 51-761 (236 amino acids)
Source: RefSeq, a predicted model, not a curated record